CAGGGUCGGCGAUCGAACACGAUGGUGCCCACCACGUGGUGUGCCGCAGCAGCGUAAGCAGCUACAAUAAUAACCGUGUUUGGUAACGAAACGAUAACGCGAACCCGUUCGAUUGGCAAUAACAACAUAUUAAUAUUAAUAAUAUUUUAUUAGGCAUUUUCAUGUAUAUAUAUAUAUAUUUUUUUUUUAUUUUCCUCGCCUCGGCGCCCAUAGUUUUUUAAUACAAUAAUCUCGGGACGAUCUCGCUAACGAGUCGUUCCUGUCGUCGUACGCGCAUUAAAUUAUAUCGUUGUCAAAAACGCACGGCUCUAGACAGCAGUAAACGAUUUCGGUUUUUUUCGAUUCCAUCGUCCACCGGCGGACGCGGUCAAACGCGAGCGCGCGCGCGCCCGCACGAACGCACGCACGUACGGCGGCGGCGGCGGCGGCGUUCGGCUGCUCCACGGCGGCGGGCAACUACACCGGAGGCGACCUGCCCGCAAACCACACACAGUCCCAAUGGCGCGCGGCGGCAUUUGCCGGCGGCUCGGCGUCGUCGUUCUGGUGAUCGUGCCAUGUCUGCUGUUGCUGGUCCAAGAAACGCAACAGGCGGCUUGCAGAGGAUGCACCAAUCCAUUUAAAUGUGAUUGUAAAGGAAUUGUCGGAGAACCUGGUGACAAGGGUAUUUUUGGACAACAAGGUUCAGAAGGACCUCCAGGAGAAACAGGUCCGGAUGGUCCACCGGGGUCAAAAGGAGAAAAAGGAUCUUUUGGUGAACGAGGAGAUCCUGGUUUAAAAGGAUAUCGAGGUGAAAAUGGUUUACCUGGUUCCCAAGGAAUUGAUGGUGAUAAAGGAUAUCCGGGUUUAGCUGGACCACCAGGGCUUAAAGGCUUAGAGGGCUGCAAUGGAACUGAUGGUAAUGACGGACUGCCAGGCGAAGACGGGUUACCCGGUGAACGAGGUCUCACAGGACUUGAUGGUCUACAGGGAUUAAGAGGAGAUCCUGGUGAUGGAGGUGCAAAUACCAUAGGUCUUAAAGGUGAAAGAGGUGAAUCAAGUUUUCCAGGAGCAAAAGGUGAACCAGGAUACCCUGGAAUCGAAGGUGUACAAGGUGAAAUUGGUAUACCCGGAGAACAAGGGCUUACUGGUGAUCCAGGGUAUAAUGGACCAAAGGGUGACACUGGAGACUCUCAACCAGGUUCUAAAGGUGUUAUUGGAGACGAAGGAGAUCGAGGAGAACCAGGACCCCCAGGUACAGUCAUUGACAUUGAAAAACCCUUGGAUUCCCCUACGGAUGCUGAUGUGUACAAAGGACAACCGGGAGAGCGUGGUCCUAGAGGAGAUAAUGGAAUACCUGGGUUAAAAGGCGAAACCGGUGCUAAAGGUCUUAUGGGUCGACCUGGAUACGAUGGAUUUAAAGGAAUAAAAGGUGCACAAGGUAAUGUUGGUCAAAGAGGAAAAGAUGGCAAUGUUGGUAAAGUUGGUCCUAGUGGGAUGAAAGGUGAUAAAGGAGCUCCGGGAUACUCGGGAUUAGCAGGUGAAGAUGGAGAAAAAGGUGGAAUUGGUGAACCGGGACGUGUAGGAAUUCCAGGAGUACAAGGUAGUGAAGGAGAACCAGGUAUAUAUGAUCCAAAUUUGGAUGAAAUUCGAAAUGGUUCUGAAGGACCUCAAGGACCUAUUGGUCCUGAGGGUGACAGAGGAGAAGAUGGAUUACCAGGAAGGAUUGGACAACCAGGAAUUAUGGGACCACCUGGUGAACCAGGACCUCCAGGUAUUCCUGGAUCAAGAGGUCCAAAAGGAUUAUCUAUAAAAGGAGAACAAGGAGUUGAAGGUUUGGCUGGUCCAAGAGGAGAACAAGGACCUCUAGGAUUUCCAGGACCUAUUGGCCCGAUCGGUGAAAAGGGAUUUCAAGGCGUAACUGUGUUUGGACCUCCUGGUGAAGAUGGUCGCAUAGGUCGUGAUGGUUCUCAAGGGCCUAAAGGAGACCAGGGUGAUCAAGGAUUCAAAGGACCAAAAGGUUUCCCCGCAACACGACCAGGAGAACGAAUUGUAGGACCACGUGGAGCUCCUGGUAUUCCAGGAUUUACUGGUAUGCCCGGAGAUCCCGGACUUCCCGGAUUUCCUGGUAGAGAUGGUUUAAAAGGACUUCCGGGUGAUGAUUGCGGUUAUUGCAGUCCAGGAGUUGAUGGAGCGAAAGGUGAUUCUGGAAAUGAUGGACAAAAUGGUGCACCAGGAGCUCCAGGUCUCGCAGGUUUAAAUGGAAUACGUGGACCUAAAGGAAAGAGUGGAGCACCUGGAUUACCAGGUUAUAAAGGAUCGAGUGGAAGACCUGGGUCAAGAGGAUUGGCUGGAAACCCUGGAAUGCAAGGAGAAAGAGGAACACUUAUUUAUGAAAUAUUUUCUAUAAAAUUAGAAAAUGGUGAUAAAGGUCCAAAAGGAUUUCCAGGCAGAGAAGGAGAUAUGGGUUCAAUAGGGUUACCUGGAAAACCUGGAUUACCUGGCCGUACGGGUAGAAAAGGAAUGAAGGGACAUUUUGGAGAUUCAGGAAUACCCGGUAAUGAUGGGCGUUCUGGAGAACAUGGUAGAAUUGGAUUAAAAGGAGAACCCGCUGAUGAAUUAAAUCCUGAAUACUUAAGAGGAGACCCAGGGUAUUUUGGUAUUCCUGGAACUAAAGGUGAAAAGGGUAAUACAGGAGCUCAAGGUGAACCGGGUGAUAGCAGUCAAUUUAUAAGUAAUAAUAAAGGAGAACAAGGCAUUAAAGGCAUACCUGGUGAAAGAGGUCUUCAUGGACUUAAAGGACCAAAGGGAGUAGAAGGAGACCAAGGUUUUGUUGGAUUUCCUGGUGCAGCCGGUCCUCCUGGUCUGGUUACUGAAGGUCCUCCAGGGUUAAAAGGAUAUCCUGGUACUAUGGGUGAUCAAGGUUUGAAAGGAGAGCAGGGAAUUCCAGGAAAACCAGGUGCACCAGGAUUACCAGGUCCACCUAGUCAAAAAGGAGAUCGUGGAGAACCAGGUCAAAGCAUAUUGGUUGGAGAGACUGGUGAUAAUGGUCCAAAAGGAGAAAAAGGUGAACCUGGAGAAGAAGGAACUCCUGGCAAUAAAGGUUAUCCUGGUUUGGAUGCAUCAUAUGGUGCAAAGGGUCAAAAAGGCAGUCCUGGUAUUGUAGGCCCAACUGGAAUUCCGGGUACAAAAGGUGAACGAGGAAUAUCAAUCAGAGGUCCGGCUGGAUUACCUGGAGCACCUGGAUUAGCUGGUUUAUCGAUUAGUUUUGGUGAUGUAGGUCCAAAAGGAUUUGAUGGUGAACCUGGCUUAAAUGGAACUAAAGGCUUAAAGGGAGAAUGGGGCUUAGUAGGUCUCAGAGGAAUGGAAGGUGACCGAGGUCCAGAAGGUAAACCAGGAAGAAAUGGUCAAAUGGGAAAAUUAGGUGAUACUGGUCCGAAUGGUGAUAUUGGUGACAAUGGAGUUCCAGGGUUAAAAGGGUAUGAAGGAAGGCCAGGUAUUUUUGGCCAAAUUGGUGAAAAAGGAAGCCGUGGAGAUUUCGGUUUGCAAGGUGCACCAGGAUUAAGAGGACAAAUAGGUGAAAAGGGUCUCACAGGCAAUCAAGGGCUUCCUGGAAUUCCUGGUAUAAGGGGAGAUUAUUCAUUUAGUGGUCCUCAAGGAGAAACUGGUGCCCCAGGAAGAGUAGGUGAAAUUGGUGCUAUGGGUUAUCGUGGAUUGGAUGGCCAAAAAGGUAUGCGUGGUGACAACGGAACAACAGAAAUUGGAUUGCCCGGUGAAAAAGGUGCUAAAGGAGAACCUGGAAUUGAUGGCAAACCUGGACAACCAGGACGAAAGGGUUUAAUGGGAGAUUUGGGUAUGGUAGGAGAUAAAGGUAUUGCUGGAGAUGAAGGUCCAAAAGGCUAUCCAGGAUUAAAAGGACGGUCUGCCAUACCAGGAUUAAAGGGACCUCCUGGAGCACCUGGUAUACCCGGUAUUCCAGGAAGUAAAGGCCAACGUGGAUUAGAAGGCAUGCCUGGCGAAAUCGCGAAACCAGGAUUACCUGGGGAUUCAGGAUACAGAGGUGCAAUUGGUUUAGAAGGCUUAAAAGGAUUCAAAGGACCCUCUGGAGAUCCAGGUUAUGAAGGAUUCCUUAUUGGAACAAAAGGAGAAGCUGGAGAUCGAGGUCAUGUGCAUUUAAGAGGUUCACCAGGUCCACCUGGCUUAAUGGGAUUACAAGGAAUAAAAGGAGCUAAAGGUGUAAGUGGUGAUGUUGGAGCUCCUGGUCUCAUUGGAUUUUCAGGAAUAUAUGGAAUAAAAGGAGAAGAAGGUGACAUUGGCCCUGAAGGUUUACCAGGUAUUCCUGGCUCCAACCCGGAACAUGGUGAAAAAGGAAGAAGUGGCAUAGACGGAGUUCCUGGAAGCCCAGGAAUAGAUGGACAAAAGGGAGCACCUGGAGAAUAUGGAAAUGAUGGGAUUAAUGGAUAUGCUGGCCCGAGGGGAAUAAGUCCAAAAGGAGAAAAAGGAAAAUCUGGUCCUAGAGGUGAAUCUGUCCAAGGUGAACCAGGAGCUAAUGGUGCUCCAGGAAUUAAUGGACAACCCGGCAGACCGGGAUUAAAGGGUCUGAAAGGUGAAGCUGGUAUUGCAAAAUAUAGCCAAAAAGGAGAACAGGGUGAGUUUGGGCCAGCUGGAUUACUCGGGUUACAAGGUGAAAAGGGUGAUAUUGGAGAAGCCGGGUUUGAAGGAAUGCCAGGUCUUCCUGGAUUAAAGGGAAUACAAGGUAUGCCAGGACAACCCGGAAAUGUAGGAUUUAUGGGAAUACCUGGAAUUAAAGGCAAAAAAGGAGAAAUCGGAGAAUCAUUGUAUUAUAAUGAGACUCAACUUAGAGGACAGACUGGUGAUGAUGGAUAUCCAGGAUUACAAGGAUUACGUGGACAACCUGGCGAUGCUGGAUUGUAUGGACGUAAUGGCUUACAAGGAGAACGUGGUGAUGCCGGUUUCCCUGGCUUACCUGGACACAAAGGACUUAAAGGUCCCAAAGGACAAGUUGGAAGACAAGGGCCCCAAGGAAAAUAUGGUCCGAGAGGAUUUGCUGGUCGCCCUGGAUUGCCUGGUAUUGAUGCUCUACCAAUGAAAAAACCACCACACCAAGGUAAUUUCUUCACAUAUCAUUCCCAAACGGACAUAAUUCCAACGUGUCCAAAGAACACUGUACAACUCUGGUCGGGUUAUUCACUUUUACAUUUUAUGGGCAACGCCAAAGCACAUGGGCAAGAUUUAGGUGCACCUGGUAGUUGUUUGAGGAAAUUCAAUACCAUGCCAUUCUUAUUCUGUGACGUGAAUGAAGUAUGUAAUUAUGGAAGUAGAAACGAUUACAGUUAUUGGCUAAGUACUCCGGAACCAAUGCCUUUAAUGAUGACACCAAUUCUAGGUUCUGAUAUCUCAAAAUUCAUAUCGAGAUGUUCCGUUUGUGAAGCUCCUACAAAAGUAAUUGCAGUGCACAGUCAAUCAAUGGCCAUACCUGAAUGUCCAAAUGGUUGGAGUGAGUUGUGGAUUGGAUACAGUUUUAUCAUGCAUACCGAUUCCGGUGCUGAUGGUGGUGGCCAAUCGUUGGUCAGCCCUGGUUCGUGCUUGGAAGAGUUUAGACCAAGACCAUUUAUUGAGUGCCACGGAAUAGGACGCUGUAACUUCUACACCACCGCUUAUUCAUAUUGGUUGUCUACAAUCGAAGAUCGAGAUAUGUUCAGGAAGCCACGGCCCCAGACACUCAAACAAAAUACGUUACAAACGCGUAUCAGCAGAUGCUCGGUGUGUCUGAGAAACCGUUAUUAAGCCGCCAGUCAAUUUUUAAGAAACGAUAUUCUCUUUUUUCUUUUUUUCAUUAUUAAUAUUUCUUUAUAUGAAUAUUCUAAUACUUAUAAUAUUAUAUUAAACAUAAAAUCGAUGUGUUCUGUUGGGCAACAAGUCAUUAGUAUUUAUAUUUUUUGAAUUAUAUAUAUAUAUAUAUAUAUUUUAUUUAAUAUUAUUCGUAUUUAUACCAUUGUAAUUUACAUAAUGUAUUUCGAAACAAUUUAUGUAAUUUAAAUGAUUAUUAUUUAUAAUAUAUAUAUAUAAUAAUUAUUGUUGUCAUUAAUUGUACGAAGGAAUCGUCUGUGGUAAACUACUGUGUUAACAAUAAAUGAUUCAAUAAUUUUUAAUUGUACUUAUAUCUUAUAUUAACCGGUAAAAUAUAGUUAUGAUAUAGUAAAAAUAUAUUAGAUUAUUUUUAUUUUUUGAAUUA
Aphis gossypii (cotton aphid) is the source of this 6232-nucleotide messenger RNA. Its product is annotated as collagen alpha-2(IV) chain-like. The record is from RefSeq and is a predicted model, not a curated record. The transcript has 61 exons. Gene Ontology annotation, molecular function: extracellular matrix structural constituent. Lineage: Eukaryota; Metazoa; Arthropoda; Insecta; Hemiptera; Aphididae. The coding region runs from base 499 to 5784 and encodes 1761 amino acids. Gene Ontology annotation, cellular component: basement membrane; collagen trimer.